CCUGGCCUGGCACUCUGCAUCCAGACAAGCCCAGCCUCAAAGGCUGGUGAUAAGAGCCUGCGGGAGAGGCUCCAGCAGGAAGCACCCUCAGGAAAUUGGGAAGCCUGGGCCUGGGCUCCCAACCCAGGGUUGCUGGACUAGGAUGGGGGAUGGGCCCGUGACAGGAGGUGUCCUGGGUGUCCUCUUUCGGCCCCAUGGAGUCCUCAUCUAUCCCUCAGUCAUCAGGGAACUCUUCCACUUUGGGGAGGGUCCCUCAGACCCCAGACCCUUCUACUGCCAGUGGGGUCCCGGAGGUGGGGCUGCGGGACAUAGCUUCGGAGUCCGUGGCUCUCUUCUUCAUGCUCCUGCUGGACUUGACUGCUGUGGCUGGCAACGCCGCUGUGAUGGCCGUAAUCGCCAAGACGCCCGCCCUCCGCAAAUUCGUCUUCGUCUUCCACCUUUGCCUGGUGGACCUGCUGGCCGCCCUGACCCUCAUGCCGCUAGCCAUGCUCUCCAGCUCCGCCCUCUUUGACCACGCCCUCUUCGGGGAGGUGGCCUGCCGCCUCUACUUGUUCCUGAGCGUAUGCUUUGUCAGCCUGGCCAUCCUCUCCGUGUCGGCCAUCAAUGUGGAGCGCUACUAUUACGUGGUCCACCCCAUGCGCUACGAGGUGCGCAUGACGCUGGGGCUGGUGGCCUCUGUACUGGUGGGCGUGUGGGUGAAGGCCUUGGCCAUGGCUUCUGUGCCAGUGUUGGGAAGGGUCUCCUGGGAGGAAGGAGCUCCCAGCGUCCCUCCUGGCUGUUCACUCCAAUGGAGCCAUAGUGCCUACUGCCAGCUUUUCGUGGUGGUCUUUGCUGUCCUUUACUUCUUGUUGCCCCUGCUCCUCAUCCUUGUGGUCUACUGUAGCAUGUUUCGAGUGGCUCGUGUGGCUGCCAUGCAGCACGGACCACUGCCUACGUGGAUGGAGACACCCCGGCAACGCUCUGAGUCUCUCAGCAGCCGCUCCACGAUGGUCACCAGCUCAGGAGCCCCCCAGACAACCCCCCACCGGACGUUUGGGGGUGGGAAGGCGGCCGUGGUCCUCCUGGCUGUGGGGGGACAGUUCCUGCUCUGUUGGUUGCCCUAUUUCUCUUUCCACCUCUACGUUGCCCUGAGUGCUCAGCCCAUUUCCACCGGACAGGUGGAGAACGUGGUGACCUGGAUCGGCUACUUUUGCUUCACUUCUAACCCUUUCUUCUAUGGAUGUCUCAACCGGCAGAUUCGGGGGGAGCUCAGCAAGCAGUUUGUCUGCUUCUUCAAGCCAGCUCCAGAGGAGGAGCUGAGGCUGCCUAGUCGGGAGGGCUCCAUUGAAGAGAACUUCCUGCAGUUCCUUCAGGGAACUGGCUGUCCUGCCGAGUCCUGGGUUUCCAGGCCCCUUCCCAGCCCCAAGCAGGAGCCACCUGCUGUUGACUUUCGAAUUCCAGGCCAGAUAGCCGAGGAGACCUCUGAGUUUCUGGAGCAGCAACUCACCAGCGACAUUAUCAUGUCGGACAGCUACCUCCGUCCUGCCCCCUCACCCCGGCUGGAGUCAUGACCAGCUGCUGGACACGUGGAGGGAGAGGGGGCUGGGGGCCAGUUAUGACUACAAGGACCACCUCAUGGGAUCACCUUUCCCAGCUGGCUGGAGCUGGGGCUGGGGUCUCCGCUCACAGCUUUUGCUGAGUGUUUCCUGGGUCAGGGACAGAGCCAACAGGAUGGACAUUGGGCAAAAGCCUUGGACUUGGCUGUGAUCCUUGACUACUGGGGGAGGGAACCUGGGUAUGGUGAGACGGUGAUGAGAGGAAAGGGUCACAAAGGACUGGCCUCCCUGAUCUCUCUCCUCAUGGAAGUGACUCACCUCCAGCCCCCUGGACAAUCGGGUACAAGAGACCAAGGUUGGGCAUGGGAAGGGUGAGGUUUCCAUGGUCCAGUAAAUGCUUCCUUACUCCCAUUCAUCGCUCUCAAAAUUAGCUUCAGUGACAAAGACUAAAACCUCUCUCCUAUCUGCAGCCCUGGGUGGGAGAGAAGGCACAGGAGUCAGGCUCAGCCCUUCACUGACUGGGAUCGUAGGAAAUGUGUUGGUUAGCACUGGUGGUGGUAUUUUCAAUGGGGAGGGACUAACUGCAAACUGGACAGGCACCUAUCUGGGACCACCUGUCUAUCCUUCUUCCCUCGAAAUCGACUUAGCUAACACUAAUGGGGCAAGGUAGGGCCAGAGGGCGUGUGGUCUAUGUUUAAACAAAGAGCAUCA
Molecule: messenger RNA, 2246 nt
Organism: Tupaia belangeri chinensis (Chinese tree shrew)
Lineage: Eukaryota; Metazoa; Chordata; Mammalia; Scandentia; Tupaiidae
Gene: GPR61
Product: G protein-coupled receptor 61
Exons: 2
Coding region: 195-1550 (451 amino acids)
Biological process (GO): G protein-coupled receptor signaling pathway
Cellular component (GO): plasma membrane; endosome; signaling receptor complex
Molecular function (GO): G protein-coupled receptor activity
Source: RefSeq, a predicted model, not a curated record